GACAAGCCAUAUCUGAAUGUGUAUUUUACGUGAUGACUUGAAGCGGAAACUGAAAGUUUAGACGUGAUUGUGCGUGCACGAUGGGGAAUGGGUAAUUUCAUGUUGAAUGUUUGGAGUAAAAUAUAAGAACAAAUACUGAUUCCACCGUUUUAAACCUUUUUAGAAAUGAUGUCCCACUCAUUUAUAGAAGAUAGAAGAUUAUUUGCACUACAUUGUAAAAUCUUGGAUUUGUGGUACGUGGAGACUGCCACCGCGUGAAGUAUAUAUCCUAAAUAUGAGAGUAAAAAUAAAGUUAACGACACACAUACACAUUUUCUCUUCAUUAUUUCUGCCAGAGGCUUUCUAAUUGAAUUAGAGUAGUGCGACCAUUGGCUAUGGAGAGGGCUGUUGCCCCCGCAUGCUUCUCCAAAAGCUCCUCCCCUCUCGCUUACAAUCAGUAGAGUGUGUGGAGAAAUACAUUUUAUAAGAGCCGCUGAACAUCCCAUGUUCAGCCCAUAAUCUGAUCUGAAAAUCCGUAGGUAAGGAGAAGGUUUAACCUCCUUCCAUCAUUCGUAAGGGAGGGAGGCGUGCAGAGACAGAAACAACACGGGCACCGGUGGUUGUGUCGCCUCCUUGGCUGAGAUUCACUCUCUGGAAACUCUUGAAACUCUUCUUAUUUAUUGCAAGAUCUAAACAAUGCAGCUAGAGAACAUCCUUCCCAGCGCCAGCAUCAAUUUACCCAAGACCUUUUACAAUCUUUCCUCGUCGGACAGUGCCAACAACAGCCCGAGGCCAUCAUCGCAGCUUGACUAUCAAGAAGUCGACCGGACGGAAUCAGAGUCCAGCAGCGCUACUAAGAAAUAUCUGAGCGGGGUGGGAAACGGGAUGCUGGGUGAGGGAGAGGGGGACACUUUCACUAAAACCGGGCCUGAUGGGAGGAAAGGCUCCCCGGUGCUCGGUGAGGACGAGUUGACGAGCGGUCGGCGUUACAACAUAGACGAACUUGGCUCUGACAGAUACUUCAUCUCGUCUUCCCAGGCGGCUUCCGACAUGGCAAGCCCCUGUUCCCUCUUUCCCUACGCAGGACAAACCGGGUCGGUGUAUACCGGGUCCAGCGGCUCCAGGUACCCGUCUUCACUUCAUUACGGAUCCGUCCUGCCGCCAACGGGCUUCUCCUCCUCGUCCGUGUGCACCGGCCGGAGCCAGUUUAGCAGCGGAGGGUACCAGUUCAGCCAGGGUCCGGGCUGUUUGUACCCCUCUUAUCCCGGGACGGGGACGGGUAUUGGAUCCAUGUCUCUCCCGGGGUCUGCCGCCGGAGCCAGAGCGCAGGUCUAUCUGUGCAACCGGCCUCUGUGGCUGAAAUUCCACCGGCACCAGACCGAGAUGAUCAUCACCAAACAGGGCAGACGGAUGUUCCCAUUCCUCAGUUUCAACAUCACUGGACUCAACCUCACGGCCCAUUACAAUGUCUUUGUAGAAGUUAUUUUGGCUGACCCGAAUCACUGGCGCUUUCAGGGAGGAAAGUGGGUCACUUGUGGAAAAGCUGACAAUAAUAUGCAAGGCAACAAAAUGUAUGUUCAUCCUGAAUCUCCAAACACUGGUGCUCACUGGAUGAGGCAAGAAAUCUCUUUUGGCAAGUUGAAGCUCACCAACAACAAAGGGGCCAACAACAACAACACACAGAUGAUAGUUUUGCAGUCACUUCAUAAAUACCAACCGCGACUGCACAUCGUGGAGGUGACGGAAGACGGAGUGGAGGACAUGAGCAACGAGGCCAGAACUCAAACCUUCACCUUCCCAGAGAACCAGUUUAUAGCCGUCACUGCUUACCAGAACACAGAUAUCACACAGCUGAAGAUAGAUCACAACCCAUUUGCAAAAGGCUUCCGGGACAAUUAUGACUCGAUGUACACAGCCCCAGAGAGUGACAGGUUGACUCCAUCGCCUACAGACUCCCCACGCUCCACCCAAAUUGUGCCAGGGGCCCGCUACGCCAUGCAGCCUUUCUUUCAGGACCAGUUUGUCAACAACCUGCCUCAGAACCGCUUCUACGCCAGUGAACGGGCCGUCCCUCAAACCAACAGCCUUCUCUCCACGCAGAGUGACGACAUCAGCGCCGCCGCCUCUGCCCAGCGCUGGUUUGUCCCCCCAGUCCAGCAGCCCGGCUCCAACAAGCUGGAUCUGGGCUAUGAGAAUGACUAUUCCACCAGUAGCCUGCUGUCCUACGGCAUCAAGCCCCUUUCCCUGCAGACGUCUCACGCCCUCAGCUACUAUCCAGACUCGGCCUUCGCCUCCAUGGCGGCAGGCUGGGGCACCAGAAGCUCUUACCAGCGCAAGAUGACCACGGGCCUGCCCUGGUCCCCUCGCCCAAGCCCCCCAGCCUUCACAGAGGACCAGCUGGGGGCUACAAAAGACAAGCUGCCCGAGGAGAACGCGCCGCCAGCAUCUUCCUGGAUCGAGACGUCCCACUCACUGAAAUCUGUGGACUCUAGCGAUUCUGGUGUGUACUCCGUGGUGUGCAAGAGGCGCAGGAUGUCCCCUGGGGGCUCAAGCACAGAGAACUCCCCAACCAUCAAGUGUGAGGACUUGACUACGGAAGAGUACAACAAGGACAACCCAAAAGGCAUGGGUUAUUAUGCAUUCUACACAAGCCCCUAAGACUAUUUAUUGAAACUGAAUAAAAUUCUUCUGUUUAUUACUUGAGUGCUCUCCAGUUCCCUGUUAAUGUCUUUUUUCUCUUUUCUCUAAAGGUGCCAAAGCUUAGUGUUCCCCCAAGCAAGCUGCACAAGGUUAUUUUCCCAGGCCAGCCCCUCUCACAUACCUGAGCAGAAACAUGCAUAGUGAUUGUUGUUUUUGAAAAAGCAUGUCCCUUUUUAUUCAUUUUAUUUUUACAACUUUUUAUUUUUUACAAAUGUGAUUUUUAUUUUUAUUUUCUCCCUGCGUAUUUAAGUCAUUUUCGUUGUACAGUAUUCGUGCACUUUAGAAUGUGAUGUAUCUUGUACAAAUUGUCUUCAUGGAGGUGUUAUUAAAUGGCUAAUAAAACAGCUUUUCACAAAGCACUAUCCAAA
Cottoperca gobio is the source of this 3047-nucleotide messenger RNA. RefSeq names its product eomesodermin homolog a (gene eomesa). Bases 676 to 2637 code for a protein of 653 amino acids. Gene Ontology annotation, biological process: CD8-positive, alpha-beta T cell differentiation involved in immune response; mesoderm formation; regulation of transcription by RNA polymerase II. The transcript has 6 exons. The record is from RefSeq and is a predicted model, not a curated record. Gene Ontology annotation, molecular function: DNA-binding transcription factor activity, RNA polymerase II-specific; RNA polymerase II cis-regulatory region sequence-specific DNA binding. Gene Ontology annotation, cellular component: nucleus; chromatin. NCBI's taxonomy places the organism in Eukaryota, Metazoa, Chordata, Actinopteri, Perciformes, Bovichtidae.